CCCCCUGCUAGCCCGGCCCUGCCGGUGCUCCUCACUCCCGACCCGCAGCCCCCUGCUAGCCCGGCUCUGCCGGUGCCCCUCACUCCCGACCCGCAGCCCCCUGCUAGCCCGGCUCUGCCGGUGCCCCUCACUCCCGACCCGCAGCCCCCUGCUAGCCCGGCUCUGCCGGUGCCCCUCACUCCCGACCCGCAGCCCCCUGCUAGCCCGGCUCUGCCGGUGCUCCUCACUCCCGACCCGCAGCCCCCUGCUAACCCAGCUCUGCCGGUGCUCCUCACUCCCGACCUGCAGCCCCCUGCUAACCCAGCUCUGCCGGUGCCCCUCACUCCCGACCCGCAGCCCCCUGCUAGCCCAGCCCUGGGCUCCCCCCCACUCCAGCUGUGCCGGUGCCCCUCAUUCCUGACCCACAGCCCCCUGCUAUCCCAGCUCUGCCAGUGCCCCUCACUCCCGACCCGCAGCCCCCUGCUAGCCCAGCCCUGGGCACCCCACACCCAGCUCUGCUGGAGCCCCUCACUCCCGACCCUGCUCUCCCCCACCCCCGGCCCCCCCCACUCCAGUCCUGAGACACCAGUUUUGCUUGGCCGUGUGAGGAGCAUUGCUGGGGUCUGGCCCACGCCCCACACUGGCUCACCCCGGCGUUGGCCUGGGGCAGGGUUCGAGCCCAGCGCUCUGGCGCUGAGCAGAGACUGCCGGGGGUCCCGCGGCGUGGCCUGAUGCCCUUGGCUUUCCCCCGCCAGCUGCCGAUGGUGAAGGACGAUGAUCCUGCUGCCCAACAGCACAGAUGGGGCCCGGGCGAGCGACGCCGAGCCGCUGGAGUGGGAGCAGCAGCCGCUCUGCGGGGAGGAGAUCAUCCCCGUCAUUUACUACAGCGUCCUGCUGGGCCUCGGGCUGCCAGUUAACAUCCUGACGGCCGUCGCCCUGUCCCGCCUGGCUGUCAGGACAAAGAAAUCGUCCUACUGGUACCUGCUGGCCCUGACCGCCUCCGACAUCCUCACCCAGGUCAUCAUCAUCUUCAUGGGCUUCAUCCUGCAGAUGGCCAUCCUGGCCCACGAGGGGCCCCACGCCUUCAUCCACACCUUCAACGUCCUGCAGUUUGCCACCAACCACGCCUCCAUCUGGGUGACCGUGCUGCUGACGGCCGACCGCUACGUGGCCUUGUGCCACCCGCUGCGCUACCGCAUGCUCUCCUACCCCGAGCGCACCCGGAAGAUCAUCGCCGCCGUCUUCGGCGCGGCGCUGGCCACCGGGAUCCCCUUCUACUGGUGGCUGGACAUCUGGCACGACUCCCAGACGCCCACCACCGUGGACAAGGUCCUCAAGUGGGUUCACUGCUUCACCAUGUACUUCAUCCCCUGCAGCAUCUUCCUGGCCACCAACUCCGUCAUCGUCUGCAAGCUCAAGUGGGGGAAGCGGGUGGACGGGCACCGCCGGCGCAUGGGCAAGACCAUCGCCAUGCUGAUGGCCGUCACCACCAUCUUCACUGUGCUGUGGGCACCCCGGACGUGCGUUAUCCUCUUCCACCUCUACACGGGCUCCACCAGCAAGGACCAGAGGCUGCACGUGGCUCUGAACCUGGCCAACAUGAUUGCCAUGCUCAACACCACCGUCAACUUCUUCUUCUACUGCUUCGUCAGCAAGACCUUCCGCCGCACGGCCGGUGAGGUGAUCCGCUCCUGCAGUCCUUUCUGCACCGGGCACAGCCAGCCACCCAACAAAGGGGGCUUUCUGCACUCGGCUCUGAAACCGCAGGGGCUGCUGGAGAACGUGUCCCUUUAGGGCAACAGCGUCGGUGCGGUCCUGCUCUCGAAGGAUUCCCAGUCAUCGGAAUGUGCAGCCUGGCUACCCCAUUCCCACCGGGCCCCUCACAUCCCGGCCCCCGAGGGGCUUGGGCAGAGGGCAAGAUGGGGCGUGCAGCAGCCAGGGCAAGGCGGUGGGUUACAGUGUACUGGCUGGGUAGGAGGCAGCUGGCACUAGUUGGCAUGGGCAAGAUGCCAGCUGGUGCAGUGGCCCCAACAGAGCAGGAAUGCUCAGACCUGGUGGCCUGACUUGAGGCAUCUGUGAUUGCUGUGAACCCAUGUUCUGACUGUGGAAGGGAACCAGGCCGUCCUGAUCCUGUGCCCACGAGACCAUAUUGGGCAAGUGCCAGGCCUAGUGCACUAGGGCCGCUCCACCCAAUGCCGCUCUCCCACGAGGUCCAUCUGGGACCUCAGCACGGGUCAGACUGUGGAGAGGCCUGGUUUAACGCCUGGGCCCAGAGGGAGGAGACACACAGUUGCUUGGGGAUGCUGCAGGGGGUGCUAAGCCCUUAGCAUGCCACUGGAAGCCCUGCAGUUGUAACACGUACCCCAAGGACAUUGGAUUGUCAGGUGGGGAAGCCGAGAUGGUGUGGAACUAAAGGACAUGCCCAUGGUUACCUGCAAGGCUGCGACCCAGACGGGAAUGGAACCCAGGAACCCUGGCAAACAGUUCCCUGUUCUAACCACUAGGCAAGACUGCUCGCUCGGCCAUUCGCCGCUUCUGGCCCCCCAAGAUCCCAGUUCGGUCAGGUCAGAGCAUUUAAUCUCUCUCUGUUUUAUUGCCCAUCGCUCCUGAAGCAAAGGGCUAUGCACGCAAGGGGGCUAUGCUUCCUGAAGCAAAGUGCUCUGCCUGGGGGACGCUGGUGUAGCUGGAUGUUCUGGGGCCCUGGGACCAGCUGAGCUACCGGGUUCCUGUGGCUGAAAAUGUCUGUGAUGCCCACGCGAGCUCCACCACGUAUCAAAGCACUAGCGCCUGGCACAGCAGCUGGGCGCGACGGAUGAGCCGGGAGCGCUGGGCGGAGUGGGUGCUGGUGGGGCCGUGGCGAGGGCCCUGCCUCACACUGCCAGUGCAAGGCCAAUAAACCUCCAGGUCAUGAUCAAAAUUCUCGCUUUGGAUCUCGUUCUUCCCAGAGCAAACCUGGCGCCGUGUCCUGGGGGGGGAGCGGGGGGACUCUGGCCUCCCUCCCACUCAAGGCUGUAUACAACCAGCCCAAAUGGGUCUGCAACGCACAGGCUUGGCUCCAUGACGCAUCCUCACCCGGCUGCCCCGGUGCCCAUGAGGGACCCUAUCAUAAAGCAUUGUGCAUGGCCCAGGAGACCCUACAAUAACAUACCCCUAUGUACAGCCCUGCGUGCCCCUACAAUAACCCACCAGGCACAGCCGUGGCCCUCACAAGUCACCCUACGAUAACAAAAUCCUCACUUCAGAGCUCCCCCGCAAGCUCUCUCCUAGCCCGUGGGGCCUGAUACCUGCCCCAGUGGGUGGGGACUGUGAGCCGUGGGCAGAUUGGGUGGGGGUAGAAGAGACCCACGGCUGGAAUAGCCAGGGGGCUGCGGGGCCGCAUUGAGGGACGUCAACAGCACAGUUUCGGGUUGGGGAGGAGCUAGGUUCCCCCCGAGUCGCCUUGGCCAGAGCCCAGCUUUCAGAGCUGCCUGUCCAGCGCACCCACACCUGGCUCC
This is a messenger RNA of Chelonia mydas (Green sea turtle), 3473 nucleotides long. RefSeq names its product G protein-coupled receptor 142 (gene GPR142). Gene Ontology annotation, biological process: G protein-coupled receptor signaling pathway. The transcript has 2 exons. NCBI's taxonomy places the organism in Eukaryota, Metazoa, Chordata, Testudines, Cheloniidae. Bases 754 to 1773 code for a protein of 339 amino acids. The record is from RefSeq and is a predicted model, not a curated record. Gene Ontology annotation, molecular function: G protein-coupled receptor activity. Gene Ontology annotation, cellular component: membrane.